AUCAAUCCCCUAAUCUUCAGCAUAAUCCUAAUAACUCUAAUGCUAGGAACUAUAGCCACUAUACUCAGCUCAAACUGACUACUAGCCUGGAUAGGCCUAGAAAUAAAUAUAUUAGCCAUAAUCCCUAUUCUAACCAUAAACUCCAACCCACGAUCCACGGAAGCAGCCACAAAGUAUUUCCUUGCCCAAUCCACUGCAUCCAUACUACUCAUAAUGGCUAUCUUAAUUAACUUUAUACUAUCAGGACAAUGAACAAUCACUAAACUGCCCAAUGUAGUAACCUCAAGCAUAGCCCUAGCAGCAUUAAUAAUGAAAUUAGGACUAGCUCCAUUCCACUUCUGAGUGCCUGAAGUUACCCAAGGAACCAGCCUAAUCUCAGGAGCAAUCCUGCUAACCUGACAAAAAUUAGCACCCCUGUCCAUCCUUUAUCAAAUCAUCCCCUCAAUCGACAUCAAUCUCCUCAUUAUCUCAGGAUUACUAUCAAUCCUAGUAGGAGGCUGAGGAGGUCUUAACCAAACCCAGCUACGUAAAAUCUUGGCCUACUCAUCAAUCGCUCACAUGGGCUGGAUACUCAUCAUUAUACCCUACAACCCUUCUCUCACCAUCCUGAACCUUGUAAUCUACAUCCUAAUAACGCUCUCCAUCUUCAUGAUCCUAAUAAACAAUUACUCUACCUCCACAUCUACCCUGUCCCUACUCUGGAAUAACACCCCAAUAAUAAUGAUCAUGCUCAUGAUCACCCUACUAUCACUAGGUGGCCUCCCACCACUAUCAGGAUUUAUGCCCAAAUGACUAAUCAUCUAUGAACUAACUAAAAACGACAACAUCAUCCUACCUGCAUCCAUAGCCAUAUUUGCUUUGCUUAAUCUAUACUUCUAUAUACGCCUAAUCUACUCCUCCUCACUCACUAUAUUCCCAUCAACAAACAACAUAAAAAUAAAAUGACAAUUUACCAACCCCAAAUACCUCACCCUCCUUUCUCCCCUGAUCAUUCUAUCGACCCUAAUUCUUCCACUCACCCCAACCCUCUCCAUUCUGGAAU
This is a messenger RNA of Trichechus manatus latirostris (Florida manatee), 1042 nucleotides long. Lineage: Eukaryota; Metazoa; Chordata; Mammalia; Sirenia; Trichechidae. The record is from the annotation of a RefSeq genome assembly.